AUGAGCCGAAUUGGUCGGAGUAGUGCACUGAAACUGAAAGGAAUGGCUCUCAAAAAUUCAUUCAGGAAAUCAGUCAUCGAGUUCGGGUGGUUUCGAACAGCUCUUGCUUCUGAAUGUGUAUAUAGCGCGCUUGGUGUACUGGAAUUGUUGCGGCAGAGGGGCACUGGAUUACGGCAUCUGAGGAAUGAACAGUUUACAGGUCAAGUAAUUCCAGUUGCAGUUGUUAUCAGUGUUAUCACUGCGAGCGUAGUUCAUGCUCGUGCUCUCAACUCAUUGUUCCCGUGUGAUCGCGUUGCUUCGUUUCAAUGUGAACCGGUGCCUUAUAGCUGGAAAGUGGACAUACUGUAG
Gongylonema pulchrum is the source of this 348-nucleotide messenger RNA. The record is from the annotation of a GenBank genome assembly. Lineage: Eukaryota; Metazoa; Nematoda; Chromadorea; Rhabditida; Gongylonematidae.